Molecule: messenger RNA, 1853 nt
Organism: Malaclemys terrapin pileata
Lineage: Eukaryota; Metazoa; Chordata; Testudines; Emydidae
Gene: OVCA2
Product: OVCA2 serine hydrolase domain containing
Exons: 1
Coding region: 595-1275 (226 amino acids)
Biological process (GO): response to retinoic acid
Cellular component (GO): cytoplasm; nucleus
Source: RefSeq, a predicted model, not a curated record
GUGGUGCUGGGGCGGGGAGAUAAAUGGUGCAGGGGCAAGGGAGAGAGAGGGGCUCCCAGCAGAGAGGGACAGGGCAGGCCCUGUAAAACUAUCCCAGCCUUGGGCUCCUGCUGGUGCCCCUCACUCCUGACCCGCAGCCCCCUGCUAUCCCAGCCUUGCCCUCCCCCCCGGCCCUCUGAGCUAGGCCCGGCCCCAGGGGGCUGCUGGCUGCCUAGAGACUGACAGGCCGGGGGGGCUCAUGGCUUGUAUUGGACCGGCUGGGGGGAGCUCAGGCCGGCCAAGGAACGGGGGCGUCCCAGGGCCCAUCGCCCCACCAAGGGGAGGGGGGGGUUAACUCAGGCUCCAGGCUCGGCCUCGUUCUGGCGGGGGGGUUGUGCUGGGGGCUCCUGCCCCAGCCCUGACAGCCCCGACUGGGCCCCUCACAGCCGGACCGCCCUGGCUCCGCCUCUCAGCACGCGCUGGCCAAUGAAAACUCCCAUUCAGCCCCAUGGCAACGCUCGUUCCGCCCCGAGCGGGGCAUAGGCAUUUCCGGCGGGCAGGCGGGGCAUAGGCAUUUCCUGUUUGAAAGCCGGAUAUCCGGUUCCGGUGACCGCCAUGUCCGGGGAGAAGCGGCCGCUCCGGCUCCUGGGUCUCCAUGGUUACCGCCAGAACCAGCGCAGCUUCCACGAGCGCACCGGGGCGCUGCGCAAAGCGCUGCGGGGCCGCGCGGAGCUGGUGAGCGUGAGCGCGCCCCACCCGGUCCGGGGGCCCGCGGCCGAGCACGGGGGCGGGGCGGGGCGGAGCCCGGAGCCGCAGGACGCCGAGCCCCGCGGCUGGUGGUUUUCCAGGCCGCGGGAGGAGACGUUCGACGCCCUGGAGGAAGCCGCCGCCUGCAAGGGGCUGGACGAGUCGCUGGACGCGGUGGCCCGGGCGCUCGCGGAGCACGGGCCCUUCGACGGGCUGCUGGGCUUCAGCCAGGGCGCGGCGCUGGCCGCCCUGCUCUGCGCCCUGCAGCAGCGCGGGGACGCGCGGUUCCCCUUUGAAUUCGCCAUCCUGGUGGCCGGCUUCAAGAGCCGGGCUGCCCCGCACAGCGGCUACUACCGGGAGCCCAUCGCCGUGCCCUCGCUCCACGUGCUGGGGGACACCGACCGCGUCAUCCCGCCAGGACUGAGCAGAGAGCUGGCGUCCCACUUCGUGGAUCCAGCGGUCCUCACCCAUCCGGGGGGGCACUUCGUCCCUGCCGCUGCACCCCAGAAGAGAGCCUACCUUGAGUUUUUGGCCAAGUUUUUGAAAUAAAAGAGGAGGGACCUGCCCUUGGGCAUGGAGGGGAGGAGGCUAGAGGCGCGCCGUUGACUUCGAUGACCCAAGACAAGUUGAGGUGAUGUGAUCACUGUCUAGAAGUACCUACACGGGGGGAAGAUUUCUGAUAAGCAGAGGGCUCUUUAAUCUAGCCGAUAAACCAUAAUAAGAUCCAGUGAUUGGAAGCUGAAGCCAGACAAAUUCAGGCUAGAAAUAAGGCACAAAUUUUUAACACAGUAACAACCAUUGGACCAUUUAACCUAGGGUUGUGGGGGAUUCUCUGGCACAUGGACUCUAAAUCAAUACUAAAUUUUAAAAAAUAAAUAUUACAUGGCUUUAUAAAAGAUACUCUUGAAGUUACGGGUUUGGUGCAAGAAUCACUGGUUGAAAUUAAAUGUUUUGUGUUAUACUGGAGAACAAAUUAAAUGAUCAUACUAUUUCUGGUGUUAAAAAUCUACAACUCUUAUCAUGGGUCUUAUAGCACAGAAGAGGUGAGGCCAGGUGGAGUUUUGUCGCAGGAGAUUGGAUAUUUGGUGAUAUGAUCUAUAAUAAAUGGAACUCCAAUUGAGCUGUCA